Molecule: messenger RNA, 1389 nt
Organism: Fusarium mangiferae
Lineage: Eukaryota; Fungi; Ascomycota; Sordariomycetes; Hypocreales; Nectriaceae
Exons: 1
Coding region: 1-1389 (462 amino acids)
Biological process (GO): lipid catabolic process
Molecular function (GO): triacylglycerol lipase activity
Source: RefSeq, a predicted model, not a curated record
AUGCACCUUUACUCUCUCUUCACUUCUUUGGCCUUGGGCUCCUUUGUACUUGGAGGUGCGGGCCCGUCAAAGGCACCAACAAGCCCUUAUUGCAAAGGAGAAUGCCAGAAGAACUUUACUAUGGGCUGGGAGAUUGAUGCUGGAAACUGGGUGGCUGCGAACCUCAGCCAUGAUCCAUUCUGGCAUCUUCCGCAGAACGUCUCGACAGCCAAACCUGGUGAUAUCCUGCGAUGGCAAGACAUCGAUGCUACCACUGUCGGCGCCAAUUGGACUAUUCCUGCCGGCGCGUCCCUUUCUAGAUUUCAAUAUGCAAGCGAGGAUGUUGACGGAAAGAUUGUUGCCGCGAGUGCAUUUCUCCUUAUCCCAUAUGCGCCGACAAAUGGUGCCAAAAGGCUAAGGACAUUGGUAUGGACUCACGGCACUGCUGGCGUCGUCCCUAUCUGCGCCCCCACGAACCACAGAAAUUUAUAUUACGAUUGGCAAGCACCAUACUCUUUUGUGCAACUUGGAUACGCUGUCGUUGCACCGGACUAUGCUGGCCUCGGAAGCACCACGCCCAAGGGAUUUCAGUACAUAGCAGGCUGGACUCACGCUGCCGAUGUGGCAUUCAGUGUUAUCGCUGCCAAGAAGAGAAUAGGGACACUUCUCUCUGACGAAUGGGUGACUGUCGGUCAGAGUGAAGGCGGGAUGGCCGCUUGGCGUGUCAACGAGAGGCUGGCGCUGCCAGGCCAAGAUGCUCUGAAGAAGGCCGGAAACUUUCUCGGCUCAGUCGCCAUCGCCCCGGCAAACCGCCCGACCGACCUCAUCGACUAUCUGAACAGCAUGCCUGCUUCGGCAGAUGGCUCUGCCAAUGGACUUACCGCCUAUCUCCUACCCAAUAUCGCCAAUCUCUACCCAGAGCUACAUGUUGAGGAUUAUCUGACCAAGACUGCUAUCGGACGUCUCACUCUCAUACGGCAGAGCUGUACAUAUGGUGGUUACUACGCCGCAGGGAACAUGGCCAACGAAGAAUUCUACAAGAACUCAUCGUGGACCAAGCACCCGGCGGUUGCGGCAUGGAGGAAGACGUACAUGGGAGAAGGUCACUGGAAGUUGGCGGCGCCCUUGAUGAUAGUUCAGGGGGUCGACGAUGGAAUUGUUCCUAUCAAGUUUACGGUUGAGGAUUACAAAAAGACCUGCAAAGAAGAACCCGGCUCUUCCGUCAGAUUUUUGACAUACGCAGGUCAGAACCAUGACAGCGUUACGGUCUCCGCGCAGGCUGACUAUAUGUCAUGGGUCAAUGAUUUGUUCAAUGGAAAGAAGAUGAAGAAGGGUUGCUCCCGGGAAGAUAUUCGUCCAUUGACAGAUCGGUUUCAACGAGUGGCCAUCCAGUAUAUCGCCAACUUGUAA